This is a messenger RNA of Vicia faba (fava bean), 390 nucleotides long. Lineage: Eukaryota; Viridiplantae; Streptophyta; Magnoliopsida; Fabales; Fabaceae. The record is from the annotation of a GenBank genome assembly.
AUGGUCAGCACCAUGGAAAAUCGUAUGAACUCCAUUGAGAAAUUGGUGGAUGAACACAACCAGACUCUGCAGAAGAUGAAAAAAAAUCUGGAACAGGUCAGAGUAAAAGUCAGCAAAGUCUCUGACAUGGAUCAGAUCAAGAACUUGCUGUUGGAAUUGCAACAUGGUAAGAAAACACCAGAUGCAAAAACUUCUUCAGAAAUUGAAGACAACUCGAAGUUCAACAAUUUUUUGGGUGAUGAUGACAACUCGAAUUUCAACAAUUUCUUGGGUGAUGACAAGGAUGACAUGGAAAAAGAAGAAUCUCGAGAUGCUGCCAGAAGAGGGCCGAGAAUGGGAUCACAAGCAGCAGCAAUGGAAUAUUCUGAAGCAGACUUGAACGAACUUUAA